Messenger RNA from Drosophila rhopaloa, 890 nucleotides. Its product is annotated as bypass of stop codon protein 1. The transcript has 2 exons. The record is from RefSeq and is a predicted model, not a curated record. Lineage: Eukaryota; Metazoa; Arthropoda; Insecta; Diptera; Drosophilidae. The coding region runs from base 38 to 838 and encodes 266 amino acids.
UUAGACCAAGUUACGAACGAACCGUUGAGCAAGCAACAUGCAGUCCCAUCUCAUUGCCAUCCUGCUGGCCACCGUGGCCAUCGGCUCCUGCCUCGCCAAUCCCAGCCUGAUCUCCGGACCCUCGAGGAUGCUGGAGAUAAUGAGUGCCACCAGCGAAAUGCAGCGGAACAAUCCCCAAUUGGCCUCCGCCUGCUUCGCCUACUACAAUGACGUCUUCAAAUCCGACUACGAUGUGUACGAGCGGGAGUACAACCAGUGCCUGGACAGGUUCAAUGGCGGCCGAGAUGAGGUCCUGCGGCGGUACAAUCCCGUCGUCUGGGACCUGAGCAACUCCACCUUCGACUCCUGCGCAUAUCUGCUCGACUGCGAUAACCUCACCAACAGCCAGGACUCGCUUAACUGCUAUGCCAAUGAGGGUCCCAAAAGGUCCAAGGAGUUGACCACUGUGUCCGCCAAUGCCUCGACUUCCUUUGGAUCCCUCACGCAGGAGGUCGAGCAGCUCAGCUUUACCCGAGAGCUCUGCUGCAACUCUUCUGCCCGGAACUACGAGGUCCGCUCCGGCGAGUCUUACGAUUCCUUCCAGAGCUGCCUGGCGGGCCAGACUCCGGUGCCGCAGAUCACCACCACCACCCCCGCCCCGAUCACCACCACCCCGAAUACCACCACCACGAGCACCACCACCACGAACACCACCAGCAAGCCAACGACCACCCCCUCAACGACCUCAUCCACGACCUCAGGCACGAUCGCUUCCCAUGUCGGAGACGAUGAAAGCAACAGUGGCCACUCAAAACACCGAUGGGGCAACAAGUUGAACAAUAUUUUUAAGCAUGUCUAAAAUUCCAAGAGAAUAUUAAUAAAAGAUCAUUUAUCUAAACAUUAAAAAAAAA